Oreochromis niloticus (Nile tilapia) is the source of this 2241-nucleotide messenger RNA. RefSeq names its product perforin-1-like. Gene Ontology annotation, biological process: immunological synapse formation; T cell mediated cytotoxicity; defense response to virus. The transcript is spliced from 10 exons. The record is from RefSeq and is a predicted model, not a curated record. Lineage: Eukaryota; Metazoa; Chordata; Actinopteri; Cichliformes; Cichlidae. Gene Ontology annotation, molecular function: wide pore channel activity. Gene Ontology annotation, cellular component: membrane. Bases 479 to 2152 code for a protein of 557 amino acids.
UCCUGUUUUAUUUUGAAGGAGUCUUGUGUUCUUUGUUCAUUGUAUUUAAUUUCACUUCAUCUGUCCUGUCAUUAGGUUCAUGUCAGUCAGCUGUUUCCCCAUGUGUUCCCACUUCCCCUGAUCACCUCCUGUGUGUAUUUAAGUCCUGUGUUUUCUGUAGGUCACUGUCAGGCCGUCUGCGAUCUUCACCACAGUCCUAAUCUGAGUGUUUCAUGUUCUUUUUUUCAUAGUUUUCAUGUUUUUUGUUCUGCAACCAGCUAAAUAAAGCUUGCUUUUCGUUCAAACGCAACCCUUUUUACUAGGAAAGAAGAGCAUGUUAAAGACUUCAGCUCGAAUCAGUUAAACAUAUGGUGUUGUUAAAGCUUAUAAAGUUACCAAGAAGUCCCUUGAAAUCUUUGCAAAAUAAAAUACUUGGCUAUGGUAGGACUGGGAUCAUAGAAGAGGGGGACAUACAUUUUGACUGUCACAGUCUGAUAAAAUGUGUAAGACUGAAGUACGACAGAGAGUGGUUACAAAGAGGAGAUACAUUUUGGUACACUAUAGGUCCAACCACAAACCUCCAGAAGAUAACGAAGGUGCGCAAAACACCAUGCGCUCCAGUCCAACCCCACAUCCUCCUCUUUACCUGAGCCUUCUUCUCUUUCUGUCAUGGAACUCCCCGGUUCUUUCCUGUAUAACAGUGAACAACAGCAAGUGUGAGUCUGCUCCAUUUGUACCAGGCCACAACCUGAUUGGGGAGGGAUUUGAUGUCAUCACCCUGCGCCGAAAAGGAGCCUACAUGAUUGAUGUAGCUACUUACCGCAAACCAGAUGGCACCUGUACUCUCUGCACCAACCGCAAUCAAAACAAAACUCUACAAAAACUGCCGGCCUCUGUUGUCGACUGGCGUGCAAUCAGCCAAUGCAAAACCGAUAUCUCCAGCAGUGCACACACCACUGUUAGUUCACUACUUAACUCUUAUACUGAUCAGGACAUCCACGACUGGAAGGCUGGACUAAGUAUAAAUCUCAUAUCUACCGGCGUGGGGAUUGGAGGAACACACUCCACGGCAUAUGCAUUUGCUUCAAAAAGGACCAAAGAGGACCACUACUCCUUCAGCACACACACGGUCACCUGUACUCAUUAUCGUUACCGGGUAUCAAGAACACCGACCCUUAGCUCUGAGUUCAUCAGGGAUGUGGCCAGUUUGCCAAGUCGCUAUAACUCCUCCACCAGAGAUCAGUACAACGAGGUCAUAGAUACCUACGGCACACAUUACAUUCGCAAGGUUCGUCUUGGUGGCCGUCUUAGACGAGUCACAGCUGUACGAACCUGUUUGUCCAGACUAAACGGAUUCUCCUCAAAUGAGUUACACUCCUGCCUGUCGAUGGGUGUCUCCAUUGGCUUGGGAAAGCUGAAUCCAUCUGCUGUCCAAGGUUCUUGCAAAAACAUCCUGGAAAACCGGGACGUUGCCACUAGGUAUAGCUCUGGUCUCCACCAACACUAUACGGAUGUGGUAGGAGGUAAUGGGUGGUUGGGAGAGUUUUCACUUGCAUAUGAUGAUUCCCUGGGUUUUAAAAACUGGCUGAACAGCCUGAAGGAUCAUCCAGAUGUUGCUUCCUACUUCAUUCGCCCAAUGUAUCAGCUGAUACCGAAAGGCACAAAGAAGUCAGGGAUGAAGGCUGCCAUAGAGCAGUACAUAACAGACAAUGAUGUGAGUCAAUCACACAGCGAACGAAAUUGUUGGCGGGGCAAUCCUAACCUAGAUUUCAACUGCUGUCCUCGAAACGCCUGGAGGGGGAAGCUAACUGUGGAAAUCACCCGAGCCUGGGAUCUGAAAGGAGAUCAUCUUGGCCCAACUGACAGCUAUGUUAAACUGAGGUUCGGUUCCAUCAAUCAUCAGACUCGCAUGAUCGAAUCAAGUUAUCCCCGAUGGAAUGCUUAUUUUGAUUUUGGACAGGUGGACACACACAGUCAUGUGUAUGUUGAAUUAUGGGACGAGGAUCUGAUCUAUGAUGAUCUCCUGGGAUCAUGUUCCCGGCAUCCAACUCGGGGGACACGUAUAUUUUCCUGUUCAGCUGACAGUGGCGGCUAUGAGUUCAAGACCACUCUGACCUGCGACUCACAUCUCACAGGAGACUGGUGUCACCAAUAUACACCAUCUCCACAAUGAGAAAUGCAUUUUGGGGUUGCAUGUCUUUCUUCUAUAAUCAAUUGUGAUAAAUCUGUUGAUCACAUAAGAGUCACAUGACUGAUGGGUUU